Molecule: messenger RNA, 3356 nt
Organism: Acinonyx jubatus (cheetah)
Lineage: Eukaryota; Metazoa; Chordata; Mammalia; Carnivora; Felidae
Gene: SLC6A8
Product: solute carrier family 6 member 8
Exons: 13
Coding region: 51-1958 (635 amino acids)
Biological process (GO): neurotransmitter transport; sodium ion transmembrane transport
Cellular component (GO): plasma membrane
Molecular function (GO): creatine:sodium symporter activity
Source: RefSeq, a predicted model, not a curated record
CCCCGCGAGGCGCCGCGCCCCCCGGCCCGGCCGCGCGGCCCGCUGGGGCCAUGGCGAAGAAGAGCGCCGAGAACGGCAUCUACAGCGUGUCCGGCGACGAGAAGAAGGGCCCCCUGAUCGCGCCCGGGCCCGACGGGGCCCCGGCCAAGGGCGACGGCCCCGCGGGCCUGGGGGCGCCCGGCGGCCGCCUGGCCGUGCCGCCGCGUGAGACCUGGACGCGCCAGAUGGACUUCAUCAUGUCGUGCGUGGGCUUCGCCGUGGGCCUGGGCAACGUGUGGCGCUUCCCCUACCUGUGCUACAAGAACGGCGGAGGUGUAUUCCUUAUCCCCUAUGUCUUGAUCGCCCUGGUCGGAGGAAUCCCCAUUUUCUUCCUGGAGAUCUCACUGGGCCAGUUCAUGAAGGCCGGCAGCAUCAACGUCUGGAACAUCUGCCCCUUGUUCAAAGGCCUGGGCUACGCCUCCAUGGUGAUCGUCUUCUACUGCAACACCUACUACAUCAUGGUGCUGGCCUGGGGCUUCUAUUACCUGGUGAAGUCCUUCACCACCACGCUGCCCUGGGCCACAUGUGGCCAUACCUGGAACACUCCUGACUGUGUGGAGAUCUUCCGCCAUGAAGACUGUGCCAAUGCCAGCCUGGCCAACCUCACAUGUGACCAGCUUGCUGACCGCCGGUCCCCUGUCAUCGAGUUCUGGGAGAACAAAGUCUUGCGGCUCUCUGGGGGGCUGGACGUGCCAGGGGCCCUCAACUGGGAGGUGACCCUGUGUCUGCUGGCCUGCUGGGUGCUGGUCUACUUCUGUGUCUGGAAGGGAGUCAAGUCAACAGGAAAGAUCGUGUACUUCACGGCUACAUUCCCCUACGUGGUCCUCGUCGUGCUGUUGGUGCGGGGAGUGCUGCUGCCCGGCGCCCUGGACGGCAUCAUCUACUAUCUCAAGCCUGACUGGUCGAAGCUGGGGUCCCCUCAGGUGUGGAUAGAUGCCGGGACCCAGAUUUUCUUUUCUUACGCCAUCGGCCUGGGCGCCCUCACGGCGCUGGGCAGCUACAACCGCUUCAACAACAACUGCUACAAGGACGCCAUCAUCCUGGCCCUCAUCAACAGCGGGACCAGCUUUUUCGCUGGCUUCGUGGUCUUCUCCAUCCUGGGCUUCAUGGCCACAGAGCAGGGCGUGCACAUCUCCAAGGUGGCGGAAUCAGGGCCCGGCCUGGCCUUCAUCGCCUACCCCCGGGCCGUCACGCUGAUGCCUGUGGCCCCCCUCUGGGCUGCCCUGUUUUUCUUCAUGCUGUUGCUGCUCGGCCUGGACAGCCAGUUUGUAGGUGUGGAAGGCUUCAUCACCGGCCUGCUCGACCUCCUCCCGGCCUCCUACUACUUCCGUUUCCAAAGGGAGAUCUCCGUGGCCCUCUGCUGCGCCCUCUGCUUUGUCAUCGACCUCUCCAUGGUGACUGAUGGCGGGAUGUACGUCUUCCAGCUGUUUGACUACUACUCGGCCAGCGGCACGACCCUGCUGUGGCAGGCCUUCUGGGAGUGCGUGGUGGUCGCCUGGGUGUACGGAGCCGACCGCUUCAUGGACGACGUCGCCUGCAUGAUCGGGUACCGCCCCUGCCCCUGGAUGAAAUGGUGCUGGUCCUUCUUCACCCCGCUGGUCUGCAUGGGCAUCUUUAUCUUCAACGUGGUGUACUACAAGCCGCUCGUCUACAACAACACCUACGUGUACCCGUGGUGGGGCGAAGCCAUGGGCUGGGGCUUCGCGCUCUCCUCCAUGCUGUGUGUGCCCCUCCACCUCCUGGGCUGCCUCCUCAGGGCCAAGGGGACCGUGGCUGAGCGCUGGCAGCACCUGACGCAGCCUGUCUGGGGCCUCCACCACUUGGAGUAUAGAGCUCAGGACUCCGAUGUCAGGGGCCUGACCACCCUGACCCCAGUGUCCGAGAGCAGCAAAGUGGUGGUGGUAGAGAGCGUCAUGUGACAGGCACCCCGGCUCACAUCACCAGCUCACCCUCUUGUAGCCAUAGCAGCCCCUGCUUCGGCCCCCAACCCCUCCCGGGGGCUUGCCUUUCCCUGACACUUUUGGGGGUCUGCCUGGGAAGGGGGGGGAAGCACCACGAGUGCUAACUAAAAUAACUUUUUUUCCAUUUUUAAUAAAACGCCAAAAAUAUCACAACCCACCAAAAAUAGAUGCCUCCCCACCCCCCACCCAAGCUGGUACACACGCUGCUUCCUAGGCCCUGCCCACCGCCCUCCCCCUAGUGCCCGCCGCAGAUGCGCCUCACCGGCCCCCAAGUGCGCCUGCCUCUCCGGGCUCUGCCCUGCACACCCCAGGGUGGCCCCUAGAGGAGGCAGCGGCGGCUGCUUGGGGGACAGGACAGGAGAGGGGAGGAGGGAGGUGGGGGAGGGGCUGCGGAACCAGGGCGAGUAUUUCAGCCGGGCUAGACCCCCUCUCCCCGUCCCUAUCCUAGAAGCUUAGAGAGCCAGCCAGCAAGGGAACCUUCCGGUUCCCGCGCCAAUUGCCACCAAUAUCAGUUGUGUGAGCUUGUGUACGAAUGCAUGUGUGCGUGAGUACGUAGGAUAAACCUAGAUCUCUUAGCAAAGGUGACUACCAGGUGUAAACUGUGCCUGUGGGCUAACGAGGCUUGUAUUUUGCACAUUUUAUAAAAACUUGAGGAAAAGAGAUUUCUGCUUGUAUAUUUCUAAAGAGAAAACCGCCCAGCGUCCCUCUCCUUGCCGCUCCCUGCCCCUCUCAGCACCCCUUAAGUCCUCUGCCCCAGCCAAGGAGUGUGAAUUUAUAGAUCUAAUUUUCAUAGGCAAAAGCUUCAAGCUGUUGAGCGCGCGAGUCUGUCGUGUGGGUGUGCAUGUGUAGCGCCCGGCCCCAGACCGGGUGGAGGAGUGCAUGGCCGUGGGGGGUGGGCGUGGGGGGGGCCGGAGCAUCCCCGCACCCCCUCUGCCCGCGAGGCGAGGCGGCGGGGUGAGCGGAGGCGGCAUCCUGACCCCUGGGGGACCUGGGGCUGCUCACCUGGAGCGCUCAGGCUCGCCCCCGCCCUGCCCCCUGGGCCGGGUGCCACUGCAGGGAUCUGAGGUGGGCACCGGCCAGGGAAGGGACCCCGGGCACAGCUCCCACCUGCGAGCUUAAGGCUGAUGCACUUUCCACGGCUCAAGUCUUCCAUGUAGCAGCUUUAAUUAACCCACGUGUGUGUCACGUCCGAUUCCGAGACAGCCGAGCGGACCCUAGAAAGGCUUCCCCCACCCUGCGCCACCCCGACGUCGGUCGGAGGGGUGGGACUGGGUGAGGGCGGGGGUCCGGCGGGGACAUUCUUACUGUGCUAAAAAGCCACUGCAAACAUAGCAAUAAAACAUGUCAUUUUCCAAA